AUGGCAUUACCUCUACCACCUGGCCUAACGCCAGCAGAGGUGGCCUUCCUCUGCGAAAUGGAAAUGGUCACAGUAGUCCCGCGUCAAAGACUCGAGAGUCUCGCUUUAAUUGGAGGCCCAACACAACCUCUCCGCCCACCCCAUCGGGCCCCAUUACCACUCUGGCUUGCCCUCCUCUUAAAGCGCCAACGGCGAGCCAACAUCCUCCCACCCCCCUGGCUUCUCCCCUCUUCACUUGAACGAAUCCUCAAGCAGGAAACCGAAAUCGAUCCCCAAGGAUUCUCGUCUCCUCCUCCGCAUCCAUAUCCCAUACGGGCGGUCCCCUCACAUACAGACACCAUCUCCCCUCCCUUCCUGCCCUCCUCCACUGCUGACGCGCCCCCCGAUUACCUACCCUAUCACUGGCUCGAGCUCGGCGAGAUCUUGUUGGAGGCCUGUAGUGAUGAUCUGCAGGAGCCGGGACGGGUGCGUACGUUGUUGAGAGAUUUGCGGGAGGUCAGGAUGGCGAAAAUGCGGGGGAGUACGAAAGACCUUCAAGGAGGGGGUGUGAGUAGUCUAAACGGAGUGGGAGCCAUGGAGGUUAGUGAAGGCAGGGCUUUUAUCGUUGGCGUUAUGGAUGGCCUAAGGAAGCUGGGCAGCAGUAGGGAGACGGCGAGGCGAGAGAGGGAGGAGGAUGAGGGUGCUGGCGGCGGCGGCGUAAGUGAUGAGGAUGAAGAGAUGGGGUUUGAAUAA
Messenger RNA from Amorphotheca resinae ATCC 22711, 732 nucleotides. RefSeq lists its product as hypothetical. Bases 1 to 732 code for a protein of 243 amino acids. Gene Ontology annotation, cellular component: nucleus; GINS complex. The transcript has 2 exons. NCBI's taxonomy places the organism in Eukaryota, Fungi, Ascomycota, Leotiomycetes, Helotiales, Amorphothecaceae. The record is from RefSeq and is a predicted model, not a curated record. Gene Ontology annotation, biological process: double-strand break repair via break-induced replication; DNA replication.